Molecule: messenger RNA, 1802 nt
Organism: Salvia miltiorrhiza (redroot sage)
Lineage: Eukaryota; Viridiplantae; Streptophyta; Magnoliopsida; Lamiales; Lamiaceae
Product: protein kinase PINOID-like
Exons: 2
Coding region: 412-1701 (429 amino acids)
Biological process (GO): protein phosphorylation
Cellular component (GO): nucleus; cytoplasm; plasma membrane
Molecular function (GO): ATP binding; protein serine/threonine kinase activity
Source: RefSeq, a predicted model, not a curated record
AAUUUCCACCUUCCUUCCUUUCCCAUCUCUCUCUCUCUCUCUCUCUCAAAUCAUAAAAUAAAAAUACACACAGAGAGCUCGAAGAAGCAGAAGCUAGCAAUAGCAUUACAGCUUACCCUAUGCGUUUUCUGUGAGUGUACGGAAUCCAAUUAAUAUAUACACAGAAAAAAGCCUGCUUCUCUUCAACCAAUUCUCCUACUUUCACAAAUGCCUCCAUUAAUAUCUUCUUCCUCAGCUCGAGCCCUUGUCUCACUCUUUUCUGCCUAAAUUUUGACUUGCCGCAUCUCCUUUCUCAUCUUUUUCCACACUUCAUUCAUCCCCAAAAAUUCCACACCACAAAAGAAAAGACAAAGGUAAUUAAAUUCAAAUUGCGCCAUUAAUUGUUUAAUUGUGGAUGAAAUCGGGGAUAAGAUGUUAGUCGACGAUUGCGAAGGCGUGUAUUCGAGCAAGAGUUCAAUGAGCAGCGACACGACGGUCAGCCAUUGCGCGAGCUUCAGCCGCCUCUCGUUCGAGAUGCCGUCGAGCUCGCCGGAGCAGCAGGCGGCGCUGCGGCCGCACCGCUCGUCGGACUCCUCGUUCCUCGCGAUCCGCCUGAAGCCGAACCUGAGCUUCCGCGACUUCAGCUUCGUCAGGCAGAUCGGCAGCGGCGAUAUCGGGAGGGUUUACCUGUGCCGCCUCCGCGCCGGCGCGGAGGAAGGGCGCCUCUACGCCAUGAAAGUGGUGGACAAUGAUGUGCUGGCGCUGAAGAAGAAGACGCAGAGGGCGGAGACUGAACGGAAAAUCAUGCGCUUGCUAGACCACCCCUUUCUGCCCACGCUCUUCGCUGAAUUCGAGGCUUCUCAUUUCUCCUGCGUCGUCAUGGAGUACUGCGCCGGCGGCGAUUUGCAUUCUCUCAGGCAUAAACAGCCGCACAAACGCUUCUCUCUCAGCUCAGCUAGGUUUUAUGCCGCCGAGGUCCUCGUAGCAUUGGAGUAUCUCCACAUGUUAGGAAUAAUCUACAGAGAUUUGAAACCGGAAAAUGUGCUGGUUAGAUCCGACGGCCACAUUAUGCUGACCGACUUCGAUCUCAGCCUCUGCUCCGACGCGACCCCCGCCGUCGAAUCCCCCGAUUUCUCGCCGGACUCGCUGUCGUCGCCGCGGGGCGCGCCGCGCGCCUUCACCCCGUUCUCAUGCAUCUCCGACCGGUUCUUCCGGUCCAGGAAGAUCCAAACGCUCGCCGCGAACCGGCUCUUCGUGGCCGAGCCGGUGGCGGCCCGGUCGUGCUCCUUCGUCGGGACCCACGAGUACGUGGCGCCUGAGGUGGCGUCGGGUAGGUCCCACGGCAACGCCGUGGACUGGUGGGCCCUCGGAAUCUUCAUCUACGAGAUGAUCUACGGCCGAACCCCCUUCGCGGGUGCAAACAACGAAGCCACGCUGCGCAACAUCCUGAAAAACCCCCUCGCGUUCCCAUCCGACGCGCCGCGCGACCCCAGUGAGGCGCACGCGCGGGAUCUCAUCGCCGGGCUGCUGGCCAAGGACCCGACCCGGCGGCUCGGGUCGAAGCGCGGGGCGGCCGACGUGAAGACGCACCCGUUCUUCAAGGGGCUCAACUUCGCGCUGAUCCGGACGGUCUCCCCGCCGUGCGUAGCGGGGAUGCCUCGGCAAAAGACGACGACGGCGCCGCGGCGGACUGCGGCGCCGUCGUCGUUUGGUGUGUUCUAGGAUUGGGGUGGCUGAUUGCCACGUCAUUAAUUAGGUUGAUGAUGAUAUUAACUUAGUAUGUAUUAUUAGGUUGAAACAAAAUUAGAUGAGAAAAAGGAAAG